AUGGUGAUUCAUGGCUUCAUCUCCUGGUACCUCAUUAGGCCGUUCCUCUGCAGUAGCUCGAGCGCAGGACGUCACACCCCCACGCACCCCCCUCCGCACCUCCAUACCCCUCUGCACACCUGCUCUGCUGCUGUGAAGUGCUGUAAGUACUGGCCCGACGACACAGAGAUCUACAGAGACAUUAAGGUGACACUGAUCGAGACAGAGCUGUUGUCGGAGUAUGUCAUCCGCACCUUCGCCGUAGAGAAGCGUGGGGCCCAUGAGAUCCGGGAGAUCAGACAAUUUCACUUCACCGGCUGGCCAGACCACGGAGUGCCCUACCACGCCACAGGUCUGCUGGGCUUCAUCCGGAGGGUCAAGUCCAAAACCCUGACCAACGCUGGGCCAAUGGUGGUCCACUGCAGCGCUGGAGCCGGGAGAACAGGCUGCUUCAUCGUCAUCGACAUCAUGCUGGACAUGGCUGAGCGGGAAGGAGUGGUGGACAUUUACAACUGUGUGCGAGAGCUGCGGUCCAGACGGGUCAACAUGGUCCAGACCGAGGAGCAGUACGUCUUCAUCCACGACGCCAUCUUGGAGGCCUGCCUGUGCGGAGACACCACCAUCCCGGCCAGUCAGCUCCGGUCCGUGUACUAUGACAUGAACCGGCUGGACCCGCAGACCAACUCCAGCCCCAUCAAGGAGGAGUUCAGGACCCUGAACAUGGUGACCCCUACGUUGCGAGUGGAGGACUGCAGUAUUGCUCUUUUGCCGAGGAACCACGAGAAGAACCGGUGCAUGGAUGUGCUGCCUCCGGACCGCUGCCUGCCCUUCCUCAUCACCAUCGACGGAGAGAGCUCCAACUACAUCAACGCAGCUCUUAUGGACAGUUACAAGCAGCCGUCUGCCUUCAUCGUGACCCAACAUCCUCUGCCCAACACGGUCAAGGAUUUCUGGAGACUGGUGCUGGACUACCACUGCACCUCCAUCGUCAUGCUCAACGACGUGGACCCAGCACAGCUGUGCCCUCAGUACUGGCCAGAGAACGGGGUCCACCGCCACGGACCUAUCCAGGUGGAGUUUGUGUCCGCUGACCUGGAGGAGGACAUCAUCAGCAGAAUAUUCAGGAUCUACAACGCUGCGCGGCCUCAGGACGGAUACCGCAUGGUGCAGCAGUUCCAGUUCCUCGGGUGGCCCAUGUACAGAGACACGCCCAUGUCCAAGCGCUCCUUUCUCAAGCUGAUCCGACAAGUGGACAAGUGGCAGGACGAGUAUGACGGGGGAGAGGGCCGCACCGUGGUCCACUGUCUUAACGGCGGUGGCCGCAGUGGGACGUUCUGUGCCAUCAGUAUUGUGUGCGAGAUGCUCCAGCACCAGCGUUCUGUCGACGUGUUUCAUGCAGUAAAGACUCUGAGGAACAACAAGCCCAACAUGGUGGACCUCCUGGACCAGUACAAAUUCUGCUAUGAAGUGGCUUUGGAGUACUUGAACUCUGGAUAA
Knipowitschia caucasica is the source of this 1476-nucleotide messenger RNA. NCBI's taxonomy places the organism in Eukaryota, Metazoa, Chordata, Actinopteri, Gobiiformes, Gobiidae. The record is from the annotation of a GenBank genome assembly.